AUGGUGCGUUGCUACAUCGCACAAUGCUGUCGGGCACUCACUGCAUCCGAAGCCAAACGCGAAAUCAAGGCAGUGUGCUACUGGGUCGAGCGCUUCGUGAUGGUCCUUAUCGCCUUUCAAGUAUAUGCACUUUUCAUUGACGCCUGGUCGAGUGCGGCUUCGAAGCCCAUUUUGUUCCUGUUUAAAUGCGGCCUUGCGUCAUCAUCCGUUGGCCUUUGUUUCGCCCUACGCGCUUGUUCGACGUGCUCUCUCGUGCCUUUCCUUGCGCCGUCGGACACUGUCCUGUGUCAGCCGUCAGCUGCAAAGCAUACCGAACAAGAUGUCGACGACGAGUUUGCAAAAGAUGACAGCUCGGAUGGUCCCUCGACGGCCGAUGGCGGAGAUGACAGCGACCUGUCAGAUGAUUCAUCGGAUGACGACUUGCAUGACUUGAACUUGGACAACAAGGAGCCAGACGAGCCUCUUUGCGAAGCGAACACAUCGAUGGGGAUGCCCAACGAUAAGGAGCUGCCACCCCGAUGCCCAAUCGCUUUGAUUGACGGCAAUGUCCACUUGCGCAUGCUUCGGUCUCCACUUAAGAAGCAACGGCUUGCAUGCAUCAACGAAGAGUUCCGUGCAGACAAGCCGAAGUGGCUGGCAUACCUGGGCAAACUGGUGGCGAACGAGCUCCUUCCACGUGUGCCGGUGGGAGUAAAGGCCCACUCCUGGGACAAUGCUGUAGAGGCGCUGAAGCAGCUGCACGAGUGGAUGCAGAGUGACGACGCCGAGCAUCUCCGACAGGCAGGGGCGCAGGGCCUCAGAGGGAACGGGUGGGGGGAUGGGGUGGAUACGCACCCGGCCAACUGCAAAACCAAGUCGCAGCAUAUAUCGCAGGACAUCUACCGGCUGCAGACUGACGACUUCGACGAGCCAGAGGUCUUCUACGAUGAUGGAAGGGGCGGUACGGUUCGCGAGAUUGUGUUCAUCGACCCCAUCUACGCAGAACGCCGUCCUCGCAUCUGCGUGUCCAUUGAUGGAAUCCAGGCGAUGCACAACACGAUUUCCUGCCUCACCCGCAAGGUCGACAAUCUUGUCGCGACAUUGGCGAAGUGCCGAUCAGCGUAUUACAAAGAGCUGACCACUCUCAAGGAGCAGCUCUACCAACAGGCCUUGGCGAGAAAAGACGGGCGCAAGCACUCGAUCGAUGCCACUGUUCUCUUUGAUCCGUCGGCGUUUCAAAGCCAGACAUCUCAGGAAGUGGAGAUGGAGGUCAAGCGACGAACGGAAAAGCUCACAAAGAGGCAGACAGAGGUGGAGGUUGAGAACCUGAGGCUGAAGAAGCGCAUUGCAAUCCUGACGAUCGAAGUGACGCAGCUCGAGAUCCUUGGACGCAUGUUCGGGAAUGCGUGUGGCGCAAGGAGCAGGAGUACGUUUGACCCGGAAAUAGUGGAUAACCACCAGAUCGCCAUGGGAAAGCCGCGCUCACAAGCUCCCAAGAGCCCGAGCAAAGUGAAGCCGAAGACCGGCAAGGCUCCUUCCGCAAAAUCUGGUGCGAAAGCAUCGAAGAAGACGAAUGCAGAGGUGCCAGGAGGUGACAGCAGUUUGGUCCCGUUCGGUGCAAACUUUGUCCGGCAGGAUCUUCGAAGGAGAGCAGGGAGCAAAUGCACGCAGACCCGGGCCCGGAACAAGAUGUACGGCAAAGAUGGCAGGAUGAAAUCCAAGUAUGCCCGUGUGCCGGAGCCGCCCUCAACGAUCCCAGUGACACGCCGGCAGGAGAAGGCGCUGCGCUUCCAGCACUAUCAAAACGCAGCAUUUCAGCGGACGUCUUUAUUGAAGAAGUGCUCCUCCAAGAGGGAGCCGAGGAGCUUCUCCUCAGCCAUGACGCAAGAUCUGCUGGCAUCGAUCCAGGAGGAAGCCGUGGAGGAGGUUGCAGAUGAGCGUCCGCCUGAUGCAGCGGGCGAAGAUAUCUCCGCUAAGCAUCAAGAAUGGCUGCCUUCUAAAGAACGUGCAGCUGGGACUUACUCUGCAUCGGACCUCACUACACUGCUCCAAGAGGUCUUCGGUCACGAGGCUUUCCGUCAGGGACAGCGAGAGGCGAUCUUAUCUGUCCUGGCCAAUCAUCGGACACUGCUGCUUUUGGCAACUGGCUGUGGAAAGUCCCUCUGCUACCAACUGCCAGCGUACUUGCUGCGGGAGGAGGGUUUCACACUUGUGGUCUCCCCGCUGGUCUCCCUUAUGUCCGACCAACUCGCACGCCUCCCGGGCUGCUUGCGAGGUGCCAUCUGCAGUGGCCAACAGUCCCGUGACUCGGCGCGUGAAGUCAUGCGCGCCGUGCGGGCGCGACUGGUUGACGUCCUCUUCGUGUCACCGGAGAGGCUGGCGACGUGGUCUUUCGAUGGCUGUGGCUUACCUCCAAUUGCUCUCGCUUGCAUCGACGAGGCCCACUGUGUCUCUGAAUGGUCACACAAUUUUCGUCCAGAUUACUUCCGCCUACACGAGUACCUCGUCCAAUCCCUUGGUGCACGACGCAUCCUCGCCCUCACGGCCACCGCCACCAGGCCCACUGUAAAAUCCGUGUGUGACAUACUGCAGCUGGACACUGUGGUUCGCAGCGACAAUACAUUCACAGUGGACGAGCUCAUGCGAGAGAGCAAUCAGCCGACAGUCCAGCGCGGGAACCUCAUCAUGGACGCGCGCAGCGUCCCAGAUGCCGACAGCCAAGUUCGCGAGCUGGUGCAGGUCCUGCGUCAUGAUGUCAACCCUGCUGAGUCAGUGAUCAUCUACGUUUGGAGGCGAGAUACAGCUGACCAGCUUGCCAAACAACUACGGCCCUAUGUCAAGGGUGGUGUAUGUGCGUACCAUGGCAGCAUGCUCGCGGAGGUGCGCAGCACGGUGCAGGAGAACUUUAUGUCGGGCAAGGUCAAAGUGGUGGUCGCAACUGUGGCGUUCGGAAUGGGACUGGACAAGCCGGACAUUCGCCUUGUGGUACAUUUCGGGCUACCGAAAAGCAUUGAGAACUACAUCCAGGAGACCGGACGUUGCUCUCGAGACGGAGGGCGAGGAAAGUGUGUUGCCCUGGUCAACCGCAAGGACUACCAAGCCAUGCGGUGGCUAGAAAGCGGUGGUAGAGGUGGCGGCACACAGGCCAGUGUCGUGCGACGCCUGUUGGUGGCCUUGCUGGGUGACUCGACCACCUACAAACGCCAUCUCCUCAGCGAAGAUGCCUUGGCUGCCUUGGGCAAGAGCGAGGAGACGCUGGAGACACACUCAUCUCAGAGCGAAUGGCAGCCGUACAGCUUGGGCUUGCAUGAGACAGAGGCCGCGAAGGAAAUGAAUUGCUCCACGACCGAGCUUCACUCGGUCUUGGCUCACCUUUGCAGGUACGGCAGUAGCCAUCUGACGCUGAUGUCGAGCUUCCCAACCAAGUUGAAGCUUCGGUUCUUUCGCACAGAUCCUGCAGAACUUGUGGAGGUGGACCCGCUGCUACGCAAAGUGCUUCCUCUGGCGAAGAAGACGGGGCCAGUUUACACCGUUGAGACGGUGAAAGCUGUGGCCACCUUGGGCGGGACUGCUGCGCAGCUCUCGACUAGCCUCUGGCAGGCUGGUGGAGACGAGUUUUCCGUGGAGAAAGCAGACUACGGAUACAUGCUGACGGUCCGGAAGCCGGUAACAGAAGCUCAGAUUGACGAUUGGGCAGAGCAGAUCAGUCAAAUCAAUGUGCGGGCCAGAGAGUCUGCGAUCGAGAAGCUGGACGCCUCCUACAUCGCAUUGACGAGAGCGGCAGAGGCAUCUGAUAGGCAGAAGGUAGCUGAUCCUGAUGCAGAGCUGCCUGCGGCCCACACAACGUUGCACACCUUGAUCGAUGCCUACUUUGCAGCUUUGGAGGAUCCGACCCUGGUGAUGGCGGGGAGCGUUGAGGAACGUCGACGUCUUCUGACAUAUGCCCUCGGUGCAGACUUCAGAACUUCAGUCGCAACUCCCUUGCAAGCUCGCCCUGUCCUACAUCGCCAGGACUCGGGCCAACCCCAGAAGAGAGAGGCGCCUGAGGCUCAACGCCUCCAAGGCAUCACCGUUACUGUGGCAGUAUUUCGGCUUCUUGGUGAUCCAGCUUGGCCAAGCUUGCCCUGCGAAGAGCUGGAUGCCAUAGUGCACGCAGUUGCCCAAUUCUUGGCUGGUGUGAGUUCGGUGGUGAUGCCAGCUGCCAAGUGGCGCGAUCAUCGCAUGUGGGGCCACCUGCGCGGAAGCGGAGACUUUGACCGGCUGGAAGAGCUUGUGCGCGAGGGCGUGCUCAAGAACCAGAUGAAUACCCGCGUUCAGAAGAUGGAUGUUCGUGACAUGCUCUACGACAUCUUGGACCGUGUGAAGGUUGACACCUUGGUUCGCACAUUGCGCAGCAUGAUCGAAGACGUACAUCAGGAGCUGUUCUUCGUGACCCUAGAGGAGGUCCUCUCAGAUUACAGGGGGCUGAAGGUUGGCGACAUGCUGAAGCAGUCGGCCGACGAUGCGGAGAAGAUCAGCCGCCUGGGGGGCGAGCUCCUCAAGGUCAAGCAAGAGAUGGCGCAGCACAUCCGGGAUGAGAAGCAAGCUCAGGAGUGCCUGCAGCAACUGACAGCUCAAAUUGGACCCGAGCUGCCUGGCUUGUUCCAUACUCCCCUUUAUCCGAUAGCUGUCAUAAACGGGAUGCUGCAGCAGCUGCUCCUGCCGGCACUGCUGCUGACCUCCAGCCAUGCAGACACCUCUGCAACAGUUCUCGAGGUACCCCUCGGUGCGGACAGACUUUCCGGGAUGGGCCUCGGCCCCCAGCUGACGGCCACGCGUCAUGCGCAUGCUACAGGUGUCGCAUCAGUGGAGCUCACAGGCACCCAAGAGGGCUUUAGCAGAGGCCUUGGCUUGCAGAUGCGAGCUGUGGAGUCUCCGCUAGGCCUCGGGCCGCAGCUGGACGCAAGGAUUACACCAGGACGGCCCAUCCCAUCUCUGCGUGGGCAGGCGCAGGAGCUAACAACUCUGCCUUGGGAUCUCCUGCUUCGGGCGGUGAUUUGCCUCCUUGGCUUGGCCAUGGUCUACCUCGCUGUAGCCCAUCGUGAGGCAGAGCAAGGUCGGCUCUCCGGAAUCAAGAGCUUCUUCGGGGCCUUGGCCAAGAACCGUUCACGGCAGGAGUCGGAGUCUUUCAACAAGGACUUGGAGCAGUCGCUGGAGGAGUCACAGGUUGAAGCAGCAGACUGGCGAGAAAAGGCAGAACAGCUGAUCAAGGAGCCGGCAUUUCUUCGGGAGAAGAUGGCCAAGAUGAGGGAAGAGCAGCAACAGGAGAUGGAAGCAAUGAGAACAAAGCUCAAGGAGGCGCAGAAAGCAGCGGAGAAAAGCAAAACGACAGAGGAAGUCGACUUGGCGACCUCCCUGUCCAUGUCGGGGAGGCAAGGAUCCAAGCAAUUUGCCGACAUGGCUGACAUGGUGGCCUCCACCCAGUCGGGAUUCAACAUCCAGGAGCAGUUCACCAUAGCGCUGAGCCUUCUGAAAGGAUGUCCAAGCUCACAGGUUACAAAAACAGCAGACAUCAUGAAGGCUCUGGUCGAGGACACACGGCCCAAUCUGAUGAAGGAGCUCUUGGCUUCAGACCAUGGCUCCCUUGGCCCUCCGAAAGUCCGGCUUGGCGCCGCGCAGAAGCUGCUGUCGGGACUUCCGCAGGAAGACCAGGCUAUGAUCGCUGAUCUGUUGCCGCCAAAGGUCGUGAAGGAGAUCACUGUGAAGGUGCUCGAGGAUGCUGCAUCCGACGAUGCAGCGGACAUGAAGGGCCAUGCGGGUGGGUAUUUUGACCCGAACAUUGACAUCGGCAAGAGAUGCAAGAAGUUCCUGAUGACGAGGCUUAUCAAGAAACUGAACUCUCAGGAGGUCAAGGUGCUCUUUGACGAGCUGGGUCAGCGGACCAAAAAGGCAAUCCUGAUUGACAUCUUCGAUUACCAAGACCCGAAAGAUCUGGAACUCUGUGCCGAGAUGAUCUUCGUGGACAGCAAGGGAAAAGGGCAUUCUCAGGCCGUUUCUCUCGGCCUUCGCAUCGAUCCUGCCUCGCCCGCAGACGGCAUGGCGGUGCCCCUGGCGCCCUCCGAGCCGCUGCCAGGAGAGGGGAGGGGCGAGGAGGGUCCAUCCGCUCCUUCGGCCCUGCCCGAGCUGCUCAGGCAGCAGCACGAGGAGGUCAUUCGCCGACUGGACUUCCAAGAUGAAGUGCUGAGAGGCUUGACUCUGAACAGGAGGACCAGCAUGGGCAGCAAGAUGAGCCGACCCAAGACGGAGGGAGACGAAUCUCAAUCCGUUCCAGUGGGUCCAGUGAAGCCAAGUCAGACCGAUAUCUCGCCAGCGAGAAAUGGCUUCACUGGAGAGAAGGUGCGCCCUGCCGGUGGACGAGGGCAAAUGCGACGAACGUUCUCAAUUGCAGGCAGCCCGAAAAACGCAAAAAAGGGAUUCGAGCCGAGGUACGGCUGCCACAGCUGCAUCUGGCACAUGGUGCAUCAUCCAGUCUUCGAGUCGUUUUUUGCUUUCGUGGUGGUGACAAACGCCGUUUUCAUAGGAUUCGAUGUGCAACGCAGUGUGGAUCAUGGUGAUCCACGCCCGACGGAGUUCCGUGUCAUUCAGUACUUCUAUGCGGCGAUAUUCACAGUUGAGCUGCUGCUGCGCUUGGCGGCAGACGGCUUGCACUUCUUCUGCUCUGACGAUUGGGCCUGGAGCUGGCUUGAUCUCUUUAUUGUUUUGAGCUCUCUCUGGGAAGUUGUUGUGGACAUCACAGGAAGUUCUGACCUUGAUGCCAUUGCCGGCGUCAGCGGCUUGAAGUCAUUCCGCAUAGUACGGCUCAGCCGCAUCUUGAGAACCGCACAGUUUGUCAGCAUCUUCCGCUUCGUCAUAGCGCUUCGGAUGCUGGUCACAUCGAUCCUCCACACUCUGAAAGCACUGGUCUGGGCCAUGACGCUCCUGGUGUUGAUCGUCUACGUCUUUGCGGUGUUGUUUACGCAAGCGGUCAGCGACUACAGAGCUGAUAGCAACACUGCUUUGCUCCACCAAGAUGCUGCCCAGCGGUAUUUUGGUUCGCUGGUCGACAGCAUGCUGACUCUUUUCAUGAGCUUGGCUGGUGGUGUCAGCUGGGAGCAAGCUCUGGAUCCGCUCAGGGAGAUAUCAGCCAUCUGGGUUAUUUGCUACGUUGGAUAUAUAGCUUUCACGUAUUUUGCCGUUCUAAACGUGGUGACAGCGGUGUUCUGCCAGUCAGCCAUUGAAUCUGCACAGAACGACCAAGUGACGCUUAUGCAGAACAUGCUGAUGGACAAAGAGAAGCACGUUCGGAAAAUACAAGAGCUUUUCGGACGGCUGGGUGCUACCGAUGAUGGACACAUCACUUUGCAGAUGUUCGAAGAGAACAUCACCUCUGAGUCUGUAACCACAUAUUUUGAAGCACUCGGUCUAGAUGUGUGGGAUGCCUGGGCUUUCUUCAAGCUUCUGGACUCGGACGGAGGCGGAUCAGUAGAUGUGGAGGAAUUUUUCAUGGGUUGCCUUCGCUUCCGUGGGCAAGCGAAGGCUAUGGAUGUCGGCCAACUUAUACAGGAUCAGAGCUGGAUGAUCAAGAACCAAGGCAAGUUCCAGUCUUUCAUGGAGGCUGAGAUGAGCGGCCUCAAGCAUAACCUCGCGAGCCUCAUGCAUCUGUGUUCUCGCCCAGAGCCCAGCGUCAAGGCUUUCGUGAAGGGUCUUUGUGACGAGGCUAAUGAGCUCUUCCUGCUACAGACGGCCCAUCGCAUUGGCCAGGCUCAGGCUUUGGCUCUCGUGGCGCCCGAAAAGGUUCAAAAGGAGGCGAGCGCGCCCACGCACUGUUGGGCAUCACUCAUCAGUUCUGUGAUGAUCUGCAGAUUUGCAGGAAACGGGUCACAUGAUUGUGAAGUAUUUGAAGGGGGAUCGAGCUGCGGGCUAGUUGUUGCAUACGUUUGA
Molecule: messenger RNA, 7938 nt
Organism: Symbiodinium sp. CCMP2456
Lineage: Eukaryota; Dinophyceae; Suessiales; Symbiodiniaceae
Source: the annotation of a GenBank genome assembly